AUGCCGCCUGCAGCAAGUGGAAAGGCUGUGAAGAAGGCCGGGAAGGCCCAGAAGAACGUCCGCGCGACCGACAAGAAGAAGAAGAAGCGUAGGAGGAAGGAAUCUUUCUCUAUCUACAUCUACAAGGUGUUGAAACAAGUUCACCCCGACACUGGUAUCUCAUCGAAAGCCAUGUCGAUCAUGAACUCGUUUGUCAACGACAUCUUCGAGCGUAUCGCCGCUGAAGCCUCUCGUCUGUCCCACUACAACAAGAGGUCAACCAUCACCUCCCGGGAAGUUCAGACCGCUGUGAGGCUCCUUCUCCCCGGAGAGUUGGCCAAGCACGCCGUCUCCGAAGGAACUAAGGCUGUCACCAAAUACACCUCGUCGAAGUGAGCGCUCAUCGAGCCCUCAAAAAAAGGCCCUUAUAAGGGCCACCAAAGUUUGAAAGAUCACUUGCCUCACAGCGCCUGUCCACAUGAUUAUAAGUCGGAAGAUUACCAUUAUAUCUAGUUUUUCCCCAUUUCUCCGAAUGAGUUUUCGAGACUCCGGCUUGCCUCCUACUUUUGCCAGCUCCAAAGACAUGACCAAGCUUGGUGGCUCUGUAGCGAGUCGAGAUCGAAAUGUUCCUCCGCAAUCCUGAGUUCUCCCGAAGCAAUCGA
Molecule: messenger RNA, 641 nt
Organism: Galendromus occidentalis (western predatory mite)
Lineage: Eukaryota; Metazoa; Arthropoda; Arachnida; Mesostigmata; Phytoseiidae
Product: histone H2B
Exons: 1
Coding region: 1-375 (124 amino acids)
Cellular component (GO): nucleosome
Molecular function (GO): structural constituent of chromatin; DNA binding; protein heterodimerization activity
Source: RefSeq, a predicted model, not a curated record